Messenger RNA from Sitodiplosis mosellana (orange wheat blossom midge), 3823 nucleotides. RefSeq names its product fas-binding factor 1 (gene twy). Gene Ontology annotation, cellular component: ciliary basal body; centriole; ciliary transition fiber. The record is from RefSeq and is a predicted model, not a curated record. Bases 184 to 3213 code for a protein of 1009 amino acids. The transcript has 6 exons. Lineage: Eukaryota; Metazoa; Arthropoda; Insecta; Diptera; Cecidomyiidae. Gene Ontology annotation, biological process: cilium assembly; establishment of epithelial cell polarity.
AAUCGAUGUCAUAUUCAAAUUGGGUUACAUUCGAAUAUGAUUUACGGUUAUCAUGGAAACGAUUCCAAAUGACAAACAAACCCAUGACAUUCCAUGUAAACAAAUUAAUGCUUUCAAAACUGAUACGGAUCGAUGGACGAGUGAUGUGAUGAUAUUCGGUUGUUGUUUUUUUCUUUGGUGGAAAUGGAUUUCGAUUUAGACGAUCCGUUGGGUGAUUUAUUGAGUGAUGGUAGUAAUGAUAGCUUUUUUGGUACAUCGAAGAAGAAAACAAACAACGCAAAACUUUCAACGCAAACCACAAGCGAUACGAAAGCCAAAUCAAAAGUAGCCGAUCUAUUUGGAAUUGAAAGUGAAGAUCCGAUAAAAUCAACUGAAAUCACAUCGACAAAACCAAAUCCGAAUUUUGGAGCGGCAUCGAAAAAACCACUUCCGAGUACCGCGACGAAAAAGACUGAAGAAAGUGUGUUAAAUUCGCCUGUGAAUCUGCGACAAUCAAUCAAACGUUCGACACCCGAACGAAACGUACAACCAGCUAGUGUUAUACCGAUCGAUACACCAAAAAAGGUUGCCAAUGUGCAAAGUAAACCGAAGAAGACGCAAUUCGAUGAUUCGGACAAUUUUUUAAAUGAGCUCGGUUUCGAUCCGAAAAAUCCGCGAGGAAACAUUGGAAGUACGAAAAAAUCCAAUAUUCUCGAUGACAUUCUGAAUUUCAAUCGAAAUGAACCACCAGCUGUUAAAUCGGCACCUUCUGCACCGAAACCAACACCAAGUGAUACGGCGGACAGAAGAGGUCCCCGAUCGGCUGAGACAAAUCCAGGUGCUAACCGCUAUUCACCAUCAUCCAGACGACCAAGAAAUCUUCCACGAUCUGGAUCGGGUGGCUCCGAUGCUGACCCUUUGGGUUUAUUCACAUCACCGCCAAAACAAACGCAGGAGACUAAGAAGGUGGAAAGUGUCAAUGCACCUUCAGCUAGACCAAAGCUUUCAAAGAAACCAACCGUUGAUUGGCUUGGUUUGGACGCGGAUGAUGAUGUAAAACCAGAUGAAAUAACCUCAGUCGUGGCAUCAGAAGCGAUUAAACCCAAAACUGAACCGAUACAACCUCAAUAUCCAGUCGUGAAUACAACCAACACAGUUCCACCUGCACCUAUUGCUUCGACAGUUCAGCCAUUGCCAAUAAAUUCGCCGAUUAUUGCUGCUGCAACGACAGCCGAUACCAUUUCGGCCAAUCUCAAUAUGAUUAACAUGGCUUCAUUGGAUAAGGAGCAGGCAUUACAUUCUCUGCAGCAACAGGAAACGCAGCUACGCAUCGCAGCCCAAAUGAAGCAACAGGAAGGUAUGCUACAGGAUAUGCAGAUGAAACAACAGAAUUUAAUCAAACAACAGGAAAAUCAAUUCAAUGAUUUACUUCGACGCCAAAUCGAUCGACAAAAUCAAUUGGAAACGCAGAUUCACCGACAACAGGAGCAAAUCAAUGCAUACAUCAAUGUGUUGAUGAAUCAACCAAGCAUCGGUAUGAUAACACCAGCAAAAAUGGCCACUGGUAAUGACAACGAUAUCGAAUCUCGUCAGAGCGAUGAUGAAGUCUCGCGACCGAAUGUUAUUGAAUUGGAAGCGGAUGUAAAACGAUUAGAGCUUGAAAAGCUGCGCCUUGAAGACAUUCUACAAAGCGUUCAAACUUCACACGAUCGGGAACUGGAACUAUUGCAUUUGAGUCACAAGAAACAAAUUGCUCUGCUCGAAGAAAGUUUGGAAAGUUUAGAGAAGCGUCUGCGUGAAGAGAUAAAAUCAACCGAAGCCUAUCAUUUAAGCAAGAUUUCCGCUCUCCAAGCGGAUAUGGAGAGUCAACAGCAAAAAUACGAAGAAAAUAUUGAAAAAUUGAUGGGCGACUAUGAAAAACAGGUUGAAAAACUACGACUCGGCUAUGAACAAGACUUGGAAGCACUGAAAAACGAUCAGCGAUCGACGAUAGAAAAUAUUCGCCAAGCCAAAUUAUACGAAUUUGCAACACUACAGGAAUGUGGCUCAUAUUUGAGCACACUGAAAAGUGCCUCCGACAAUUUAGAGCAUGCCACCGGCAACUUGGAAUCGAUGCGCACCAACAUCACCACAACCAUUGAACGAAUUCAUGCCGAACGAGAAGUGCAAUUGAAUGCCAAAGAACAACGUUUGAAUGAGCAACAAAAAAGUAUCGAAAAAACAAUUGAAAAAACCGAAGAGGAACGAACUCACUUGAUUGAAUUGGUCAAAAGUCUGGAGAUAAAAUUGAAUUCGGUUGAACAAAGUUCAACGGAGGAGCAAUGGAGUCUGCGACAAAAAUCGGCCGCGCUCGAAGCGGAAAAAGUCUCUUUUGAACGAGAGAAAACAUUUACGCGAGAGAAAAUGGCCGCUGAAGAGAAAAGAGUUCAGGAGUUGAAAGAAAUGCAAUACACUGAACACAAGCGUCUCAUGGAAAUUCUGGAUGCAGAACGUGAGAAAAUAUUGGUUGAAAAGGCGAAGUUAGAAACCAUGGAACGCCUGAAAACACCAUCAAAUACGUCAACGAAACGGCAAAGUGAACUCGAUGCCGCCAUAAAAAUCGCACAGGAUGCGGCAAAGAGUGCUGAUAUCGAACGGGAAAAUUUCAUCGAGCAACAACGAAAGCAUGAACAGAAGAGACGUGAACUCAUGGAAAUGGAGAGCAUGCUUCAAGCUCAGCAAAGCGAGUUAGAGCUGAGAAUCAGUCAAGCAAAAGAUCAGAAGCAAGUAGCCGAGCAUGCAACCAAAACGUGUAAAUCCCUUGAGCAAAAAUUGUUGACGAAGCUCCAAAGCCUGCAGGAAAAUUACAUGGAGCUAACCGAACGUGAGGCAAAAUUGUCGCAGGCCAAAAUGGAACUAAGCAAAGAGCGAAUGGAAUUACAGCAUCUUCGACAGCAGUUGCGUCAAUCAAAGUGCAGUUUGUGUCGCAUUGGUGUAAAGAAUACCGAAAUUUCCGAAUUGGAUCCAUUGAAUGAUAUCAGUGCAAAUGAUGGGCCCUUAACGAAAUUCGAUUUCUUUACGUCAAAUUCAUUUGAUGGCCUGCAACAGCGUCUAUCAAAUGUCGAAGCAAUGAUUGAUGAUGUCAUUAUAAACGUUCCACAAUCGCCGAAACAUCGAAAUCUGUAUCGCAUCAAUCAAAAUGACAAUUCAUCAAGUGCAAAUUUACUAUCGAAAACCAUAAUCGAUCCAUUUUAAUUGGAUAUCAUGGACAGCUUCCAAUAGAUAUAAACGACCAUUUUUAUGAGAAUCGGUCCAUGGGGAGUAUUAAUACCAAUCAUUUCAAAUGAAGUAGUCAUGCGAUUUAAUCAUUAGGAAAACAACGUUUUGAGUAGUUUAAGCAGAAUAAAUUGAAUUCCUUUUCCUUUUUUGUUACACCAAUACACAAAACUUACCUUUUUCGUUAUAUUUGUUGCAUUAUAUCUCUUUUUUAACUCAAUUAUUCGUGUGUUUUUCCUUUAAAAAGACGAAAUAUUCCCCUUUGUCAUGCGUUAUUUAAUAAUAAUAUCAAUUGCCAUUUACAUUUAUUGUCAACUUUGUUGCGUUACAACUGUUUUAAAUAAAUUAAAUUCCAUUUCAUUUAUUGUAUCCUAUGAGAAUAAGUCUUUAAAUUAUCAGUAAAUUUUGAUUUAAAUUACGUUAAUAUUUGCAAUCGUAGUGUGUUUUGAGGUGAUUUUUGACACAAGUAAACAAAAAAAAACACUGCUCCAUGUGUUUGUAUCACUUAAAAAUAUUCAUUUGUUCAACUAUAAAUGGAAUACUGCUAAUUCAACCUAAAUCAUAAAUAAAAACUUAUGUAUUCAUUGUA